AUGACCCUCGUUGACAGCGAGGCUGCUUUUGCAGCUAGGUGUAAGGAGAUAUGUGGCGACGAUUCUCUUCACACAUUGCUGCAAGCCUCGGGGGUGCAAACUCACUCAGCCUUGGCCUUCAGCUGUGGAACUCCGAAGGCGCAACCCACGGAAGCAGAAUUUAAGGCUUUUGCUGAGUCAGUUGUCGGGAGCCCAGCGUCCAUAGGCCGCGUGAGCCAGCUCAAAAGACUUCAUUUCGAAUCCUCGACUUUGGUCAUUGCCCAGUUGCGCGCACUCGUAGAAGGGGAUUCAACAGAUGCUGGAAAAAGACUUCCGGCAGCAGAGAAAUCCGCCCGACUUGCGGAUGCCAAGAGGCGUUUGAAAGGCCUUGUCAUCGAGGAUGAGAUGGAGCCGAGUCAUGCCCUCAUUGAUGCAGUUUCCCAUAUGGGCGAGUCGAAUGCGGUGGUUUGGAUCCCACCGUCGAAGUGCACUAAGAGGGAUGCCGAACUCAAGCUUGGGCUUCGCGACAAGCAAAAGUACUUGACUGUUCAGGAGCAAUCAGUCACCUUGGCCCCGGCUCCAGAUAAAAUCGUCGCUGAGCAUGGGACUCCCUUGGAGGUCCAGUGGUGUCUCCAGCGCCGAGGCUUGGCUUUCUUCAUGUGCGGCUUCAUGGAGUGGGAGACUCACGAGAAGUGGGUCGCGUCUCUGCUUAGAUGUUUGUCAUCGGAUGUUCCUCCGGGGUACGCACCCAUUUCGAUGCAGCAAAUUUUGCGAGCAGAUUCCGAAAUCUUCUUGCUUUUAGCCCGUGAGGUCAAGCGUGUCAAACCUGACAGCAGUGGUGUGAUGGAGAUGGAUGUUCUUAUGAAUCGGCACCGUGACCUCAGGAAUCUUCCUGGGUCUUUGAAUGGCGUUGAUUUGCUGGUCUCAGCAGGGCCCGUCACGUUUGAUGCGACGGUAGAGCACGAAACUUUAGACUGGACCAACGGUGGUACCGAUGCACCUACAACCACAGCUGCUUCUGAUACCGUCUCUGGAGUCAUUAUAGAUGUAUUCGCUGGCGAUGCCGCCUUUUGCAAAGCCGCGCACAAAGCCGGCUUUAGAGCCCUAGCCUUCGACCUUAAGCCCCAGCGUGCCCAAUUCCCAAUUCAACCUCUCGACAUAACGCAGGCCGAUGAGCUUGCGGUGCUCCUGGAGGUGAUUUCCGAGCACGCAGGUGCUACGUCAUUGGUGCAGUUCACUGUCCCGUGCUUGAGUACCUUCUUCACGUCAAAGACUGGAUCAUGGAGUUUCGCUGAGUUGCUGGUGGAUGCUGUCUUUCAGCUUUGUUCGCAUUGCAGGGCAGUGGGAGUUCCUUUUGCGAUUCUGCACCCUGCUACAUCGCGCUUCUGGCACAUGCCGUCUUGCCAACGCUUCUUCCAAGCUGCAGACGGUGAAUGGACUACAUUUGACCAAUGCAUGCAUGGAGGGGCCCAGGAUCGCCGCGCUUUCUGGUGGGCCUCAACUGCUUUGUUGCGCCCUUUGCAGGCAACCUGCUCCAAGGUCGAUGAUGUCUUGUCGAGCCCCUGGACAUGGUCCACUAAGCAUUGCACGCACGAUGCGCACACACCGACCAAGGAUUUCUCUGAUGUCUGCGGCUUAUUGCCUCCGACUGAGCAUUCUCCAGUGCUUGAAGUUGUAUGGAUUGGCAUCCCCCGUGAACCGGAUGACUUUUUACGUCGAGCAGUGGCAGCCGGUCACCCGAAAUCCCUUCUUGAUGUCGAAGCCGAUCCGCACAUGACCUUGCUAAUAGACAACCUUCUGAACAGCAGUGUCAAACAUCCAGACAAAGGUUUGCAUGAAGUUCAGCGUUGGACCGAGCUACGGUCGGACCUCUCCGAAUCCCAGGAUUUGUGCAAAAAGGAGUGGCCCAUCCAUGUGGCGCAGGUUCUGGAUGCAAAGCCAACUCUGCUGAUGGACGAAUUGCUCACACAGCACGACUUUCCAGACCGCCACCUUGUGAAGCACAUGACGCAGGGGUUUAGGCUUACGGGCUGGGUUUGUAGAUCGGGUCUUUUUCCCUUUGACCCUAAGCCUCCCGCCUCCACCUUAAAAAGUCAGCUCUCUAUGGCAAAGUCCAGAAACACCGCCACCUUGACGAAGCUCUCCAAACAGGCUCCGGAUGAGGUGUCUCGUCGUGCCUGGGCUGAAACACUUGAAGAAGUUGACAAAGGUUGGAUUGAGGAAGACGAAAACCCAGAUCUUUCUACGGUCCUUGUUGCCAAGCGGUUUGGGCUUUUACAAGGUCCGAAGGUCAGAGUCAUAGACGACUGCCGUGCUUGUGCUUUCAACUUGUUAGCAGGCAUCCCUGAGAAAUACAGAUUACAGAGCGUCGAAUACAUCGCUGCCUUCCUCUUGCGAGCCAUGCUUGACCCUCGCAGCAAAGGCGUUAGCAUCUCAGGGAAGACACUUGAUUUGACUGCGGCGUACAAACAGUACGCCACACAUCCCUUCGAUCGUGACCUUUUACGGAUUGGCGUUAAAGACACUUCAAGCGGUGUAGGGGCGGGUAGCGGGGUCAUUGAUCACAUAGCACGAGAUCCCUCCUACGGGGACCGCCUCGCAGCCAGCUUGUGGCAGCACUUGGAAGCAGCUGACUUCUUCGUAUCUGCACUGGACAUUUUGCCUCGAGCAGGUGGCCUUUCCCUUGACCUCAUGUGGGAUGACGAUCAUUGGUGCUUUGUGCACCACAGCAGUGGGGCCCCCAAGGAGGCCGGCUUGCUGACCUGCAUAUCCAAGCGUUUGGCCACCCCUGAGGGCAUUAGGCAUAGCUCCAUCAUCGCAGGUAGGUUGCAGCACUUGCGGAUCACACCCAAAGCAGGACAUCAGCCUAUAGACCUUCUUCAUGCAUAUCAGUUCGCCUGGCACCACCGCAAACAGGACAGCAAGAACGACUGGUGGCAGGAUGCCAUGCGCCGCAGGGCUCAGUUCCUGCAAAAGCUGUGUAGCUCCGUUCGAUCGCUCCCUCGUCGUAACCUUUUGUGCAUCACAGGUGACCUGAACACACAGCUUGCAUCAUGCAAAGGAGUCGUCGGCCUUGGUAUCCCUUCUACCCCUCCCCCGCAACAAGACGGUCAGGACCUGCUGCACACGUUGUGCACAUAUGGACUGGUGGCGACCAACACCUUUGGUCAGGCACCGGGUGCAACGUUUGUCAAUCCUGCCACAAAUGCCCAAACACUGAUUGAUUACAUUAUUCUACGUGGGGCACAUGCCGACGGCACCAGUCUUGCCAGCGGACCGGUGCAGGAUUGGUCCGUUUGGGAAGCAGUUCGGAACGACCCCGCACGACAGCAAGCCUUUCGUGACAAACUGAGGGCCUGGAUUCACAGCCAACCGGCGGGUGCACGGGGAACCCUUGCACCGGCGGGGACAGCUGCUACUGUGUCGGCCGAAGCCACAGCCGUGCGCGCUCUUUGGCAAUUGCGCAACGAACGGGAUGCGCUGACCCAUAGGCCACCUGUCUACUGCCUGCGUGCAGCCUUCGCGGCAUGGAGGCUUGAUCAUCAGAUCCGUGCACUUGAGCGCAAGAUCGUUGCUGAGCGCCGCGCUCGCAAGAAGGCCUUUCUUCUCGAGCAAACCGCUUUGGCGGAGCGGGCGGCACAGCAGGGCCAGAUGUCUGCAUUGUAUCGUGUGGUGAACCGCCUUGCUCCUCGCAAGGUCAGGGCACGGUUGCAAAUCCGCGAUCCCGAGGGCAACCUUCAGGAUCCACAGGCGGAAUGCGACACACUUUUGCAAUACUUCAGGGAUCUUUUUGCUUCUUCGAAGGCUUGCCCGACACAGGUCUUCGAUUGCAGUGUUCAGCUUUUCGACUCCAGCAUGUGCACAGCGGCCCUUGAAUCUCUGUCGGCUUUGAAGGCCGCGCAUCCAUCGGCUUCGCCUGGAGUCCUAUGGAAGCUCGAUGCACAAGAGGUGGGCCCGGUGCUCAGUGACUGUCUCAAUGCUGCCUUUUCGAACGUACCCCACAUGCUUCCCCUGCCCAUUAGGUCGAUGAUUGCUGCUGGUAUGCGAGAUGCCAUGAUCCCUGAGCCCAUUGUUCAACAGGUCCUCGCCAUUCAUUCCCAACUUCUUGUUGAGCUUGAACAUUGCGGUCCCCACGCGUCAGAAAUACUCACCAUUUAUGCUGACGAUCUGAUCGCACAGUGGAUGAUUCGAACAUCCUCGGAUCUAACCGACUGCCUUGCACAAUUGCACAAACUGGUGUUGAUUUUACGUUCUCAUGGCAUGGAGGUCAGUGAUACCAAGAGCGUGAUUCUUUACCAGUUGCAUGGCACACAGGCUGAACGCACCAUGGGCAAACUUCGAUUCAAAGACAAAGGUGUCUUCAAGCUGCGGGUGGCACCCGAUUGCGCUUUUCCGGUUGUUAGGAAGCACCCAUAUCUCGGCAUCAUUCUCAGCUACGGAGCCUUGGAACACCACAGCAUCACCCACCGGUACCACCGGGCAGGGCAGCUUUUCUCCAGGCUUCGACAAGUGCUCAGUGCCAGACACAAUCUCAGCCGCCACCAGGCGGCGUUUGUGGCUGUCGACGGUAUGGCCAUGAUCCGGGGCAUCGUUGCCCGACACCUUCGCAUCGUCAGUGGACAGCUGUCCAAGGACACACAUGUGACCACGGAUGCCUUCCUCAACGAGCUGGGUCUCGAUCCAGUCGCGCUCCUCUCGCAGGAAGCCGCCGCCAACUUGACCCGAUUCCAGGCCCUAGACCGGUCGCUUCAACUCGAUCGGGUUGCACAGUGGCAUGUCAUUCUUCAGGCCGCGUUCGCGCAGCCACCCGCUGCUGCACCGCAGGCGCCGAACAUUGCUCCCACAUCUCAGCCGACACCCAGUGCACACCGAACGCACUUUUUGCACAGAGGCACUUUCACGAAUGGACCGGAUGUCUCUGAAGCCCACGCUUCGACUGGCACUCAGAAUGCUGCACCGACGCCAGCACCUGCCCCGGAUUCAGGUGCCACUCGGGCUGCUGCAUCACUUCAUGAAGUGACCUUAGUGGCCAGCCCAUAUGCUUGCCCUGAUUGUCCGUGCACCUUCGCGAACUCAGGUCUGCUCCAGCGCCACCGGGUACGUGCACAUGGCGCUCAGGCGCAUCGGGAUGUCAAGAAGGCCCUCGCCUCAAUCAAUCAAGUUGAGCACUCCCUCAACGGGGUUCCCACAUGCAAGUACUGCCUUCGUGAGUUCAAUGGGUGGAGAAAUUUUAACUUGCACAUUCAGUUUGAUAGUUGUGUGCCCAAGCGGCUCAAUACCGCUCAACCUCUUCUGCUGGGGUCUUCGGACCGGGAAGAGGCUCCAUCUUCUGCACCCACAACGGCCGUGCAAGCUAGUGAGACCCUCAGCGAAUGCGCACCUGUUGCGCCACCGGAGACUGCACCACCAUCCCCCCCCCCCCCCAGCACCUUUUGCUGCCAGGCUGAUUGA
Molecule: messenger RNA, 5430 nt
Organism: Symbiodinium sp. CCMP2592
Lineage: Eukaryota; Dinophyceae; Suessiales; Symbiodiniaceae
Source: the annotation of a GenBank genome assembly